Messenger RNA from Moneuplotes crassus, 828 nucleotides. Lineage: Eukaryota; Ciliophora; Spirotrichea; Euplotida; Euplotidae. The record is from the annotation of a GenBank genome assembly.
UCGCUAAUUUGGCAGCAAGGCUGAAUACCAGAAUGAUCUCCUCCUACACAGGGCCAACCAGCCUCACCUUGGUGCAAGACAACGGUGCUUCAAUGUAUAUGCAUGCUUAAUGUAAUAGAACUCAUCAGUAACUUUCCAACUGAUGCUGUGUUUACUACCACAGUUGCCUACAACCUUGUUGCAUCUCAAGCCUAUGAUAUCGAAAUCGACUGGAUUGAUUACGGAGGACCUGGAGGCAUCACCCUCAAGUGGGACAUCGGCGCUGGCUCUGUACCUAUUCCUGCAGAGAGGUUUGCAAUCAAGUCUGAUGUAGGAAAUUCUCCAGUUCAGAUUUCUGUAGGAUGUCAAUCGAAAUAUGAGCAAACUCCUUCAACUACUGAUCAGUGCAGGCCUAAAUGAGGGGAUGGCUUCGUAGUUGGCACUGAAGCUUGUGACGAUGCAAACACUGCCGAUGGAGAUGGGUGCAAGUCUGACUGAACUACUGUAGAGACUAGUUGGGUCUGAUCAGGAGGAACAACAAUGGCUAAAAGUAUCUGAACUGAAUGCACACAAGGUUUUUACCAAAACGACCUAUCAAACCCAACUUACUGAGUAACCCAUUGAGGAGACGGAUAUAAAGUAGGCACAGAAGUCUGCGACGAUGCAAACACUGCUGAUGGAGAUGGGUGCAAAGCGGAUUGAACAGCAGUAGAGUCUAGCUGGGCUUGUUCAGGAGGUUCAUCAAUAUCAAAAAGUGAAUGAACUGAAUGUACUUUGGGAUUCAUCAGAAUGAUCCUUUAAACCCUACAGCAUGAAUUACUCAAUGAGGUGACGGAUAUAGAGCAGGCU